AGGAAAUCGAAGAGCAAUGCCGCGGUGAUAUUCAAGAUCGAUACCGCGGCGUUGAGGGUCGUGCUUGACGAGCAGCUCGACGACGUGCCGAUCGAGGACAUCGCGCAGGCCCUCCCCGACACGACGCCGCGGUUCCUCGUCGUCUCGUCCGAGCUGAGGCAUGGCGAUGGGCGGAUAAGUUAUCCCAUGUUCGGGUUGUAUUAUAACCCCGGCGGCGCGAGCACGGCGAACCGGAUGCUGUAUGCGAGCACGAAGAAUUAUCUGUACCAGGAGUGUGAUGUUACGGGGAAGAUCUUUGACCUAACAGACUCGGAGGAACUGACAGAGGAGUGGCUGAACCAGCAGUUGAUCGAGUCCAAGACCCGGCCAUGA
Fimicolochytrium jonesii is the source of this 372-nucleotide messenger RNA. RefSeq lists its product as uncharacterized. The transcript is spliced from 5 exons. Gene Ontology annotation, molecular function: actin binding; Arp2/3 complex binding. Lineage: Eukaryota; Fungi; Chytridiomycota; Chytridiomycetes; Spizellomycetales; Powellomycetaceae. Gene Ontology annotation, biological process: actin filament debranching; negative regulation of Arp2/3 complex-mediated actin nucleation. The record is from RefSeq and is a predicted model, not a curated record. The annotation marks the transcript as partial. Gene Ontology annotation, cellular component: actin cortical patch.